AUGUCGAAAUCAAUUGUCAAGAAAGCAUUAGAAAUACUUGAUGAUGAUGAUACUACUACUAAAGAUAUAAAAUCCAAAUCCAAAUUAAUAUCUAUAAAGAAGAAGAAAAAGCAGAAUAAUGAGAAAACAAUUAUACAAGAUAGAAAACAAUUGGCACGAACAUGUUCUACAUUAAAGAAAAUGUCAAAACCAGUUGUUUCAACGGAUCAAAUUGAACAAUUUAAUAAUUAUCGAUUUGGUGGUCCAUCAAAACGAGGAUUACAAGAGAAAAAGAAAAAAGAAAAAGAAGAAGAAAUAUUUACUGAAGAAGACUUUAAACGUUUUGAAAGAGAAUAUAAUCCACCAUUACAAAAAUCCUAA
Molecule: messenger RNA, 360 nt
Organism: Adineta steineri
Lineage: Eukaryota; Metazoa; Rotifera; Eurotatoria; Adinetida; Adinetidae
Source: the annotation of a GenBank genome assembly